AGGGAGAGGGGUACAGGGACCAGGUAAAGGAACAGAUGAGGUGGUUCGAACAGCCUUAGAGCCCACGGUCCAGCAGGGUGAAGACUUGGGUUUCUGGGGGAGAGAGGGUGGGGUGGUAAGAGAAGUGAGAGCCUGCUAGAGUGCAGGGAAGCUCGAGCAGGCAAUUGGAAGAUGAGGAAGAAGUGAAGGAACAGAAUAAUUCCUUCAGGAAAAAAGCAGAUGAGGCUGGAGGGAGGGUGAUAGGAAUCCCAGAUGGGGGGGGGAAAUAAGUGAAUUCUGGUGGGAGAGUAGGGAGACCUUGAAUAGACCUUUCUUGUGUUCUAGGACUCCGGAGAGAGGAGGGGGAAGCGACAGGAAUGGCAGCUGAGGGAAUAUUAGAGGGAAACUGAGGAAAGUUGCUGGAAGGGUUUGGAUGAGAUGUCAGGAAGCUGGCUUUUCUGCCAACGGGUCUAGGCUGCCUGGAUUCCCAGGGGACCUGGGGAGGUGUCCUGCCCUUCAUGUGGCCACAUUCAUCUGGGGCCAGGCCUUGGGCCAGUGCUUUAAUAGGGAAGGACCCAGGAGUCAUGGCUUGGUGGUGUCUGGAUGGGCUUCCGGAAGGCCUUGCUGAGCCAUGGAGAGAACUCUGGAGAUUGGGCUCACAGCCCCUGCACUGCACACCACCUUUCUCACCUCCGACAAGGAGCGGCAGAGACUGUAGAAACUUAAGGAGGAGGGUAAAGGCUCUGCCCAGAAUUCUAAAAGGAAACAUAGAUGGCUGGACAGAGAGUCUAGAGACUUCAAAUCAUGUGGAGAUGUUUCGACCUUCAGGUUCCACUGGGCUGAUUCCCCCAUCCCACUUCCAAGCUCGUCCCCUUCCAACUGUACCAAGAAUGGCUCCCACCUGGGCUUCACACAUUCCCCUGGUCCAACCCCCAACCCAUCGAGAUGUCUCAGAGAGGCGGCCAGACAACCAGAGACCUCAAGUGAUCAUGUGGGAACAGAAUGUUUCUGGCAAUGGGCAGGAGCCAGGGCGGAGAGGCAGGUCUGUGGAGCUAGAGGGGUCACAUGCCCUGAGCCAGCAGGCUGAGCUGAUCUCUCGGCAGCUGCAAGAGCUGCGGCGGCUUGAGGAGGAGGUUAGAGCCCUGCGGGAGACCUCGCUGCAGCAGAAGAUGAGGCUGGAGGCCCAGGCCAUGGAGCUGGAGGCUCUGGCACGGGCAGAGAAGGCUGGCCGAGCUGAGGCUGAGGGCCUGCGUGCUGCCUUGGCUGGGGCUGAGGUUGUCCGAAAGAACCUGGAAGAGGGGAGCCAGCGGGAACUGGAGGAGGUUAAGAGGCUGCACCAGGAGCAGCUCUCCUCCUUGACACAGGCUCACCAGGAAGCUCUUUCCAGUUUGACCAGCAAAGCUGAGGGCUUGGAGAAAUCUCUGAACAGUCUGGAAACCAGGAGGGCAGGGGAAGCCAAGGAGCUGGUUGUGGCCCAGAGGGAGGCUGCGGUGCUGCAGAAGCAGCUGAGCAAGACCCAAGAAGACUUAGAGGCACAGGUGACCUUGGUGGAGAAUUUAAGGAGAUAUGUGGGGGAGCAAGUCCCUCCUGAAGUCCACAGCCAGACCUGGGAAUCGGAGCGACAAGAGCUUCUAGAAACCGUGCAGCACCUGCGCGAGGACCGGGACGGCCUGCACACCACAGCGGAGCUGCUGCAGGUGCGCGUGCAGAGCCUCGUGCACAUCCUCGCCAUCCAGGAGGAGGAGCUGACCCGGCAGGUUCAGCCUUCAGAUUCCCUGGAGCCCGAGUUCAGCCGGAAGUGCCAGUCCCUGCUGAAGCGCUGGCGGGAGAAGGUGUUUGCCCUCAUGGUGCAGCUGAAGGCCCAGGAGCUGGAGCACAGAGGACACGUGGAGCAGCUGAAGGGACAGGUGGCAGAGCUCCAGGAAAGAGCAGUGGCCCAGAGCCAGGAGCAGGCCAUCCUGCAGCGCUCCCUACAGGACAAAGUCGCAGAGGUGGAGGUGGAGCGGAUGGGCGCCAAGGCCCUGCAGGUGGAGCUGAGCCGGGCUCGGGAGGCCCAGCGCCGGAGGCAGCAGCACACAGCUGCAGCCGAGGAGCAGCUGAAGCUGGUGGCCAAUUCUGUCAGCAGCUUUCAGACGUGGCUCCAGAGCACCGUGGCCGAAGUGGAGCGCGCCGUGACCCAGCUGCCCUCCCUCAGCAGCCGAGUCAGCUACGCCGUCCGCAGGGUCCAUACCAUCCAGGGCCUGAUGGCUCGAAAACUGGCCCUUGCUCAGCUGCGCCAGGAGAGCUGUCCCCCACCGCUGCCGGCCACAGACGUGAGCCUUGAGUUGGAGCAGCUGCGGGAAGAACGGAACCGCCUGGACGCAGAAGUGCAGCUGAGUGCCCACAUCAUCCAGCAGGAGGUGGGCCGGGCCCGGGAGCAAGGGGACGCAGAGCGGCAGCGACUGAGUGAGGUUGCCCAGCAGCUGGAGCAGGAGCUGCAGCGGACCCAGGAGUCCCUGGCUAAUGUGGGGCUGCAGCUGGAAGCCGCUCGCCAGGGCCAACGGGAGAGCACGCAGGAGGCGGCCAGUCUCCGACAGGAACUGACCCAGCAGCAGGAGAUCUAUGGGCAAGCUCUGCAAGAGAAAGUGGCUGAAGUGGAAACUAGGCUGCGGGAACAGCUCUUAGAAACAGAGAGGAGACUGAAUGAGGCUCGGAGGGAGCAUGGCAAGGCAGGUGGUGAACACACUCUCGGAGCCGGCGCCCAUAUCCAGCACCAGCAUGUGACCAGCCUUGGAGCCCCCUGAGCCCCGCCCAGCCACUUCCCCUCCACAAAGGCAACAGCCAUCCCAACCUCACACCAACCAUUUCACCCAACUUUUUUUUUUUUUUUUUUUGCCCUAAAACAAUAGAAAUUUAUUCUCUCAUAGUACUGGAAGCUGAAAGCUAGAAGUCUGAACUCAAGAUGCUGGCAGGGUGGUGGGUGCCUGCUAGAGGUUCUGAGAGACAAUCUGUUUGAUGAUUCUCUCCUCCCUUCCGGUGGUUGCCGGCAAUCUGUGGCAUCCCUUGGUUUGUAGGCACAUCAUUCCCUCCCGUCUCCAUCUUUACAUGGUGUCCGCUGCUGUGUGUGUCUACCCCCAACAUUUUUUUUUUAUAAGAUUUUAUUUUUAAGUAAUCUUUAAACCCAACAUGGGGCUCAAACUCACAAACCUAAGAUCAAGGGUCAUAUGCUCUACCGACUGAGCCAGCCAGGUGCGUCCCCCCGUCUUAUUAGGAAAAAGUUCAAAUACCUGGACAGAUUACGAGAGUCACAUAAUGCCUACUUGUUUACCUCCUCUGACUGGAUGCAACAGUUAUUUGUCAAUUUUUUUUAAAGAUUUAAUUUCUUUAAGUAACCUCUACACCCAGUGUGGGUCUUGAGCCCACAACCCGAGAUCAAGAGUUACGUGUUCCACCGACUAAGCCAGCUAGGCACCCAGCAGUUAUUAAUCUUUUGCAAUAUUUGCUUUAUCUGUAUAUACAUAUGCACUGAUACAUGCAUUUUUGGGGGAAUUAUUUAAAGUGAGUUACAAACAUCAUGACCACUGAGCUGCAUCUCCUAUAAAGAGGAAAUUUUCUUAUGUAACCUCAAUGUCAUUGUCACACAUUAAGAAAACAUUAAUUGCACAAAGUCGAAGAUUUCCCCUAAUCGACUCCAGGAAGGUUCAAGGAUGGGGAAAGUACUUUCUUUGGGU
Molecule: messenger RNA, 3689 nt
Organism: Ailuropoda melanoleuca (giant panda)
Lineage: Eukaryota; Metazoa; Chordata; Mammalia; Carnivora; Ursidae
Gene: CCHCR1
Product: coiled-coil alpha-helical rod protein 1
Exons: 16
Coding region: 498-2762 (754 amino acids)
Biological process (GO): cell differentiation; protein export from nucleus
Cellular component (GO): centriole
Source: RefSeq, a predicted model, not a curated record